Molecule: messenger RNA, 546 nt
Organism: Suillus subaureus
Lineage: Eukaryota; Fungi; Basidiomycota; Agaricomycetes; Boletales; Suillaceae
Product: ARF/SAR
Exons: 6
Coding region: 1-546 (181 amino acids)
Biological process (GO): vesicle-mediated transport; intracellular protein transport
Cellular component (GO): plasma membrane; cytoplasm
Molecular function (GO): GTPase activity; GTP binding
Source: RefSeq, a predicted model, not a curated record
AUGGGUCUCUCGGUGUCACGUCUCCUUGCUGGUCUCUUUGGCAAGAAGGAGAUGCGAAUUUUGAUGGUCGGUCUUGACGCCGCUGGUAAGACUACCAUCCUGUAUAAGCUUAAGCUGGGCGAGAUUGUAACUACCAUCCCCACCAUCGGAUUUAACGUCGAGACUGUCGAAUAUAAGAACAUUUCCUUCACUGUGUGGGAUGUCGGAGGACAAGACAAGAUCCGACCUCUCUGGAGGCACUAUUUCCAAAACACGCAAGGUAUUAUCUUCGUAGUCGACUCGAACGAUCGGGAACGUGUGUCGGAGGCUCGUGAGGAACUUCAACGAAUGUUGAACGAAGAUGAGCUGCGGGAUGCUCUCCUCCUUGUUUUUGCAAACAAGCAAGAUCUCCCCAAUGCAAUGAAUGCAGCAGAGAUCACUGACAAGCUUGGAUUACAAGCGCUUAGGCAGAGAACGUGGUAUAUCCAGGCUGCAUGUGCCACUUCUGGUGAUGGACUGUACGAGGGUUUGGAGUGGUUGGCGACCAACAUUAAGCGUCGGUCUUAG